This is a messenger RNA of Saccostrea echinata, 1872 nucleotides long. Its product is annotated as receptor-type tyrosine-protein phosphatase kappa-like. The record is from RefSeq and is a predicted model, not a curated record. Lineage: Eukaryota; Metazoa; Mollusca; Bivalvia; Ostreida; Ostreidae. Gene Ontology annotation, molecular function: protein tyrosine phosphatase activity. Gene Ontology annotation, biological process: protein dephosphorylation. The transcript is spliced from 18 exons. The coding region runs from base 1 to 1872 and encodes 623 amino acids.
AUGAGCAAGGAUUCAAAAGAAAGAGGAGUCUCAUCUGUAAAUUCCGAUAAAGAAUGCAAAAUCACAUACAGGAAACAAUCAAAUAUGAGCAGCAAUUCGUCCCAAGCGUCUCUUCAAUUACAAUUGCCAAGUCUGGACUCCGCCGAUGAUUCUCAAUACUACAACACAAGUCAAAUAAGCACGGAUAUAAGAAUUGAUGAACUACAGAAUGUUAUUGCAUCAAAAAGCGCGGGAAAAGAGAUCCUGUUUUUCUUGGAAUAUCAGAGAUUACCUGCUAAAGACGAAAACAAAUGCAAUGCUGCCAAGAAGAAAGAAAAUGUCACCAAGAACAGAUUUAAAACGACAUUCCCCUAUGAUCAUUCGAGAGUAAUUCUUGAAGAGAAAUGGGAUGGACAUGAUAAUGAUUACAUCAACGCAAGUUAUAUAAAGGAUUGUGAUGGGGAAAGGCGCUUCAUAGCAGCACAAGGUCCACAAAAAAAUACAUUGAAAGAUUUUUGGAGAAUGAUUUGGCAAGAGAAUAUUGGUUGCAUUAUCAUGUUGACAAAUCUUGUUGAGAAUGGAAAGAAUAAGUGCGCGAAAUAUUGGCCAGAUAGAAAUCAACCAAUGGUGUCUGGUCCAUGUAAAGUGUGUCUUUUGGAAGAAACUACGUAUGCUUUCUAUACGAUUCGACAAUUCUCAAUCCAGAGAAAAAAAUCGGAGGAAGUAAGAACAAUCAAUCAGUUUCAUUACACAGUUUGGCCAGACCAUGGCACUCCUGGUGAAAUUGAACUGAACCAAUUCCACAGAACUGUGACAAAGAGAUAUCAACCAGGUCCACCGUUAUUAGUUCACUGUAGUGCCGGAGUGGGGAGAACGGGGACAUAUAUUGGUCUGAAUGUAUUACUUCAACAAGGUAGAGAAACGGGGUGGAUCAACGUUUUUGAGUUUGUGAAGCAAAUGAGAGAGGAUCGUAUGACCAUGGUUCAAACAGUUGAGCAGUACGUGUUCCUACAUAAGGCGCUACUCUGUGGAUUUCAAGAAAAAGGAGUCAAACUGUCUGAACGUGACUUUCAAACAAAAGUACUCACUUUGCUGAAUGAUACUUCACCUUUUAAUCAACAAACUUUAGCAAAUGAGUUUCAGUUUGUAUCUGUUUUCAAAACCGUUGACGAUAAUGGAUCUAAGGAAGAUGCAAAGAAACUUGAGAAUAUGGCUAAAAAUGUGGAUAUGGACAUUUUACCAGUAACAAAAUACCGACCCUACCUUACAACAUAUGUUAAGGGAAGAAAUGACUAUAUAAAUGCAGUCAUAGCUCCGACAUUUACAAACCAAAAUGGAUUUAUUAUGACACAAAAACCUUUACUGGAUACAGAGGUCGAUCUGUGGCGAUUGUGUAUGGACCACGGAGUAACAGCAAUAGUUGUUCUAAAUGACACUGACGAAGGAAACAACUGGUUGCCUAACAGAGGAGAAACACGACACUCUCAGCCCUUUACCAUAACGGCAAAAGAUACCGGAAGUGACAUCAAUGGCGUUCUACAAGAUAGAUUGCUGAUUACAAUCAGCGGUCAAAAAGCGCAUGUUGACAUCUACCAAACAUCAUCUGGCAAUGACGAGGCUCUUGUAAAAUGUGCAAAAAUGCUACUUGAGAAAGAAAAUGCAUCAACUUCAACUUCUCUUGUCGUUAGCAAGAACGGGGCUGGUCCAGCCGGUAUAUUCUGUGUUUUACAUAACGCCAUUCAACAGCUCCGUAUUGAUAAAGAGGUGGAUAUAUUUACAAGAGUCCGCCAGAUGCAGACUAGGAGACCAGAAGUCAUCACAACGCUUGAAGAAUACUGGAAGUGUUACCAUUUGGUUUCCCGCUCUAUUUCCUCAGAAGAAAUAUAUGAGUAA